CGACCCAGCAGCGGCGCCCGCGUGGUUAUGAGACUGGGCGGCUGCGGGUGGCUCCGGGGUCUCGUGCCGCCGAGUUUGAGCCUCCCGUGCCGCAGCCUUGCCAGGACGUGGGGUGGCCGCGGAGGCCGGAUGGCGGACAUGCUCUCCCCCGGGGCGGAGGCGGCGAGCGAGCGGAGGGCUCCGGCUCAGCUAAACGGAGACGCGGGCGGCGACGCGAGGGUCGAGCAACCCCUAGGGCGCCCGGAGCCGGCAGCCGCGGGAGUGGAGUUGGCCCCGGGGGUAGGGAAGCAGGUGGCGGGGAGCGAGGAGCAGGCCCCGGCUGCAGCGCCGGGCCCGGGCAAGCGCAAGAAGCGGCGGGGCGCGCCCGGGGAGCGCGUCGUGCCGCCCCCGAAGAAGCGGCGGGCAGGGGUGAGCUUCGGCGAUGAGCACUUUGCAGAGACCAGCUACUACUUCGAGGGCGGCCUGCGCAAAGUGCGGCCCUAUUACUUUGACUUCCGAACCUACUGCAAAGGCCGCUGGGUGGGCCGCAGCUUGCUGCACGUCUUCAGUACCGAGUUCCGAGCCCAGCCCUUGGCCUACUACGAGGCCGCGGUCCGAGCGGGGCGCCUGCGCCUCAACGAGGAGCCGGUCCAAGACCUCAGCAUCGUGCUCAAGGACAAUGACUUCUUGCGGAACACAGUGCACAGGCACGAGCCACCAGUCACGGCAGAGCCUAUCCGCCUGCUGGCUGAGAGUGAAGACAUGGUGGUUGUAGACAAGCCCUCUUCCAUUCCUGUCCACCCCUGUGGCCGCUUCCGGCACAACACGGUCAUCUUCAUCCUGGGCAAGGAGCACCAGCUUAAGGAGCUACACCCACUGCAUCGGCUCGACCGCCUCACCUCGGGGGUCCUCAUGUUUGCCAAGACAGCAGCUGUUUCAGAGAGGAUACAUGAGCAAGUUCGGGACCGGCAGCUGGAAAAGGAAUAUGUCUGCCGAGUGGAGGGGGAGUUCCCCUCCGAGGAAGUGACCUGCAAGGAACCCAUCUUGGUAGUAUCUUACAAGGUAGGGGUGUGCCGUGUAGAUACUCGGGGCAAACCCUGUGAGACAGUGUUCCAGAGACUGAGCUACAACGGCCACUCCAGUGUGGUGCGGUGUCGGCCGCUCACAGGUCGCACUCACCAGAUCCGAGUCCACCUCCAGUUCCUGGGCCACCCCAUCCUUAAUGACCCCAUCUACAACUCAGGGGCCUGGGGCCCCUCCCGGGGCCGAGGUGGCCACAUUCCCAAGACAGAUGAGGAGCUGCUACGGGACCUGGUUGCAGAACACCAAGCCAAACAGAGCCUGGAUGUGCUAGAUCUCUGUGAAGGUGAUCUGUCCCCAGGACUCUCAGACUCUACCGCUCCCUCCUCAGAGCUCGGCAAGGACCACCUAGAAGACUUGGCUGCAUCUGCUCAAAAGAUGGAUGGAGUACUUGAGGCAGCCCCUCAGGAUCUGGACACAAAGGCCCUGGCACCAGGGAAUGCAGCAGAAACAGAUGUUGUGAAUCAAGAAAUAGACCCCCUCUGUGCAGAGUGCCGACUGGUGCGACAGGACCCCUUGCCCCAGGACCUUGUGAUGUUUCUGCACGCCCUGCGCUAUAAAGGGCCAGGUUUUGAGUACUCUUCACCCAUGCCUACCUGGGCACAGGAUGACUGGCAAGAGGACUGAGAGCUGUGGCCUAUGGCAGGGUCACUUCUUGGGUUGGAAGAAGCCAUGGAGUAAGAACUGACCUCAUUCAGCUGGUACUUAAUGUUUCUAUAAGGAGUAAAGUUGGGCACUUAAAGGAACUGCUUAUACUUGCUACCUCCAGCUAGUUUGGGAACUUUUUGGUUUGUAAAUGUGUACCUUUUGCUUAUACCUUA
This is a messenger RNA of Myotis daubentonii (Daubenton's bat), 1880 nucleotides long. It is a transcript of the gene RPUSD2, whose product is annotated as RNA pseudouridine synthase domain containing 2. NCBI's taxonomy places the organism in Eukaryota, Metazoa, Chordata, Mammalia, Chiroptera, Vespertilionidae. The record is from RefSeq and is a predicted model, not a curated record. Gene Ontology annotation, biological process: enzyme-directed rRNA pseudouridine synthesis. Gene Ontology annotation, molecular function: pseudouridine synthase activity; RNA binding.